AUGGCAAGCAAAAAGCGAGAAAUCCAGCUGCAGGCGGUCAUCAAUAAUCAGAGCCUGUGGGAUGAGAUGUUGCAGAACAAAGGCCUAACAGUGAUUGAUGUUUACCAAGCCUGGUGUGGACCUUGCAAAGCAAUGCAGACUUUAUUCAGAAAAUUGAAAAAUGAAGUGAACGAAGAUGAAAUUCUGCAUUUUGCCGUAGCAGAAGCUGACAGCAUUGUGACUUUGCAGCCAUUUAGAGAUAAAUGUGAACCUGUCUUUCUCUUCAGUAUUAAUGGCAAAAUUGUUGCAAAAAUCAAGGGUGCAAAUGCGCCACUUGUUAAUCAAAAAAUUAUUACCUUGAUCAAUGAGGAGAGGAAAAUUGCAGCAGGUGAAAUGGUUCGCCCUCAGUAUCAUGAAGUUGCAUUUGCGGACUCAGACGCAGAAGAUGCUGGGGAAGCAGCCUAUGAAAGUGUUGAACAAGUAUAUAGUAUUGUCAUUAUCAAACCCGAUGCUGUGGUUGCUAGCAAAGUUCUAGAAAUUAAAGACAAAAUUAUCAAUGCACAAUUUGUCAUCGAAGCAGAGGAUAAGAGACUGCUCACUGAAGAACAAGUCAAGUACUUCUAUAGUCAAUUAGCAGACCAGCCUGACUUUGAAGAUUUUGUUUCUUUUAUGACAAGUGGCUUAAGCUAUAUUCUAGUUAUAUCUCAAGGAAAGGAACAACAGCCUCCCUGGGAUAAAAGUGACCCUAAUUCUGAGGCAGAACCUAAAGAACCAUGGGACGACCAGCAGGAGACGGCCAGGGCCACGGGGAUGAAGCAGAAGCUGGAAAGUUUACAAGAAUAUCUGGAAAGACAAAAUAUAUCUCAGUUUUGUGAUGUUGAAGAGAAUAUAACUAAUACUAAGUUCAUUGACGUCUUCUUCCCUGAUCUUAAAAGAAUGAAAAGCAUAAAAGUAGAAAAGAUACUGGCAUUACUUCGACCAGCCCUCUUUCAUGAAAGGAAAGAGGCCGUUUUGAACAUCAUUGAAGAUGAAGGCUUUAAAAUACUGAUGCAAAGACAAAUAGUAUUAUCAAGAGAAGAAGCAGAAACACUGUGCAAAGAACAUGAAAAUAAAGAUUAUUUUGAAAGUCUUAUAGAAAACAUGACCAGUGGUCCGUCUCUAGCCCUUGUUUUAUUAAGGGAAAAUGGUUUAAGACACUGGAGACAGUUAAUUGGACCAAGCACUGUCAAAGAAGCUGAAGAAUAUUUUCCACAGAGUUUAUGCGUGCAAUUUGCAAUGGAAGGUUUGCCUGUCAACCAGCUGCACGGAAGUGAUUCAUUAGAAGCUGCUAGAAGAGAAAUAAAGUAUUUCUUUCCUCCACAAAACACGAUAGCACUGAUUAAACCUCAUGUAACACAAGAACAAAGAGAGGAUAUCCUGAAGCUUAUCAAGGAGGCUGGAUUUGAUAUAUCACAGAUGAAAGAGAUGCUUCUAACUGAAGAGCAAGCAGAAAAAGUUUAUUUUAAAAUAAAAGGAAAAGACUUUUAUAAAGAUGUAUUGGAAAUUUUAUCUGAGGGUCCAUCUCUGAUCAUGAUUCUGACCAAGUGGAAUGCUGUUUCAGACUGGAGACGAUUGAUGGGUCCCAUAGACCCAGAGGAAGCGAAACUACUGUCCCCAGACUCUAUCCGAGCCCGAUUUGGAAGAAGUAUUUUGAAAAAUGCUGUCCACGGAGCAUCUAAUGUCCAAGAGGCAAUGGACACAAUUAAUAGAAUGUUUGAGGAGUUUGUUGCUGAGAACACUGAGGAAAACUAGAGUAAAGUACCUCUUUAAUUAUUAUUUUAUCUUCUUUGCUCAUUACAGUGGCUGGGCCGAGGACAAGGCUAUUCCGCAAAGACCAGAACUUCCCCCACAUUCCUGAAUCAAAUUUGUUUCCUGCCAGACACACUAGGCUCCCCCAUACCAGCCUGGAAGCCCCAAAGCCAAGCUCUGUAGAUGCCAAGGACCUGGGAGACAGUGGGACCAGUGAGACACCCGUGGGUUUGCAAGUCUUGGUCUCAAGCUGGUUGUGCCCUUCUGCCACGACUCAGUCUCAUGUAGUCUCUCCCCUUAAUUCCCUCCCACUUCUUCACUCUGAAUGGCUGAAAUCUCAGUCAGCAGCCUCAACUUGAUUCUGUAAGCUUCUGGGGACUUGGAACCUAUUAAUGACCUGUGGGUGCUAUGUGAUAAUGUAAUAGGAUGGUAGCAAUCAUAGAGUAAAAGGCAGUCAUUUCUUUUCCUUGCCACUUUUCCUUGCCAAAGAGGUGCUUACUGGGGAGAGGUAGCGACGUGGUACAUCUGUGGAUUGAGUCUGCCUGGUUUACUGAUGGAAAACUUAAAAACUUUUCUAUCCUGGACAGUGUGAGAGAUAAGAGUAUGAGUAGAUGACUUUUCCCAUCAAACCCACUUUCCUUCUUUGUUUUCAGGGAGCAGGCUCACAGAGGUACACCGGCUUGGCUCUGGCUGCUGACCUGAACUUGACCACACAGCUUCUUCAUACGUGGAUGUUGUCCCAGCUGGAUGAGCCAGACCGAGACUCAGCCUCCAGAGCAUAAGGAGGAUGCGAUGUGAAAAGAAGA
Messenger RNA from Vicugna pacos (alpaca), 2573 nucleotides. The record is from RefSeq and is a predicted model, not a curated record. Lineage: Eukaryota; Metazoa; Chordata; Mammalia; Artiodactyla; Camelidae.